GACAGAAUUCUUGGACUGUUGUGAUCGUUGUUGUUUAAAAAUUUGAUAUACACUCGAGUAAUUGCUGCUCGUGUUAUCUUCAAAAAUCAAUUUUUAAAUGAUAACGAUAGCUUGACAUACUAUGUUUGUGUUUGGUUCGCUUGAAGAUGAAUUUUUUCAUUUGGAUUCUGGCGCUGAGUCUAACCGUGACAGGAGGUGGCGCGGAUGGGAAGUUGAAGAUUCUAGCGCUGAUGCCGUACAACGGGAAGAGCCACUUUUAUUUCGCCCAGGUUCUGUUCGAGGAACUGGCAAUACGCGGGCACGACGUUACGGUGCUUAGCCAUUUUCCGAGGAAGACGCCUCUGACGAAUUACCGCGACAUCAGCAUGACCAGUGAAAUAUCGAAGGGUGUGCACGGCGUUAGUAUGGAAGACAUGAGCGCCAGGAGCCUGUACUCUAAGAUGAUGGUGUUUUUCGACAGAGGACUGUACCAAGUCUGUCACGAAGGACUGGCCCAUCUGAACGUCCAGAAGCUCCUGAAGUCCAACGAGCACUACGACCUCCUCAUCACCGAGAUGUUCAACACCGACUGUUUCCUGGGCUUCGUGUACAAGUUCGGCGCACCCCACGUGUCCAUUCGCACGUCGCCCCUGUCAACUUGGGCAGUGGAUCGAACUGGGAAUCCUGAUAACCCGUCCUACAUACCGGGUACCACUGCUGGACACCCUUCCAGAAUGAACUUGCUGCAGAGGCUGGACAAUCUGGUCUACAACGUGUUCUACAAGAUCGUGUACAGGAUUUACGACGUUUACUGCGAGCAGGUGGCCAUGAGGUAUUUCGGGAAGGAUAUGCCUCACCUGGACGACAUCGCGAGGAACGCCAGUCUCUUUCUAGUGAACAGCCACUUCGUGCACCAGUACUCGAAGCCGUUGGUUCCGACCGUGAAGGAGGUGGCUGGUCUGCACGUGAGAAACCCCAAACCUCUGCCGAAGGAUUUGGAAAAUUGGAUAUCGGGAGCGAAGCAGGGCUUGCUUUACCUGAACCUCGGCUCGAUGCUCGCGGCCUCGAGCAUGGCUGCGGAGAAGAGACAAGCCUUCCUCGAGGCAUUUCGACAGCUCGAGGGAUAUCGCGUACUCAUGAAGUGGGACGACGAGGAGAGUGGCGUUGAGAGUCUGCCUGGGAAUGUUAAGCUGAUCAAGUGGGCGCCGCAGAACGACGUUUUACACCAUCCGAAUGUGAAGCUGUUCAUCUCGCACGCGGGGAUGUUGGGGACGAUAGAGGCGCUUCACGCUGGAGUUCCGAUGGUGGCGAUUCCGUUCUUCGGUGAUCAGAUGACCAAUGCUCGGUUGCUCGAGGAACGAGGCCUGGGAAUUGUAUUGGAGUACCGGGACAUAACCUUCGAAACCGUGAACAGGACGUUGCACAGAGUUCUCCAACCCAAAUACGCGAAGACAGCCAAGGAGCUUUCCGACGCUUUCCGUGACAGACCGAUGCCACCGUUGGACGAAGCCGUCUAUUGGAUCGAGUACGUGGCUCGACACAAAGACACAGCGGCAGUGAGGCUCAUGCGUACACCUGCACUGGAUCUUCACCUCUAUCAGUAUUUUCUACUCGACGUACUAGCUUUAAUCUUUUUCGCACUGUUAACCUUUUUCUGGUGUCUAAGACAGUUGGGAAGAACCAUCUAUAAGCUUAUUGCCAGAAAACAUGACGAGAGCUCGAAAAAAUCGAAGAAGAAGAAAAAUUGAGUAUGAACAAAAAUACAUUUUUUUACUCUCCGAAA
Nasonia vitripennis (jewel wasp) is the source of this 1762-nucleotide messenger RNA. Its product is annotated as UDP-glucuronosyltransferase 2C1. Gene Ontology annotation, molecular function: UDP-glycosyltransferase activity. NCBI's taxonomy places the organism in Eukaryota, Metazoa, Arthropoda, Insecta, Hymenoptera, Pteromalidae. The record is from RefSeq and is a predicted model, not a curated record. The transcript is spliced from 6 exons. The coding region runs from base 147 to 1727 and encodes 526 amino acids.